AUCUUAAGUUGGUCUUACUUAAAAAAUUUUAAGUGUUUGUUAACCAGCUGGUUUGAAGAGUAGGUUUGAAGUUGCUUAAGAUCCUAGUGUAUGUCAGGGAAAUAAAUUUAGGCUUAACAGAGGUAGAAUUUAAUGAAACAACUAUUCUUUCAUUUAAUAGUCCUGUUGGUAUUUUCUUUACCUAUUGUUGAGAUAAAGGAUGUUAAUAAUAAGUUGGUUGCAUUUUACCACAAUUUAGGGAUGAGUUUAUCAUUUAAAACUUGAAUAAUGCAAAUAACAAUUCUUUCAGUGAUGACUAAAGUGAUGCCACUGUGUGGUAAUAGGGUAAACAUAGUUGGCAGUUCACCUGCCAGCUUUGAAAUUACAAGAUUCUUGAUGAGUAUUUAAUGAGGAUUCCCAUUAUUUAAAAUUUGUGCAUAUGGUAAAAUUUUACUAAUGACGUAUUGCACUAUUUCAUAUUACUUAAAAUAUGAUCCUACUUGCGUUUUGUUUUAUUUUAAAUGGCAAAUUGACAUCUUCAGGGACCUGAAAUUCUAUUAGGGAGACCAGGGGGAGAAUGUAUAAGUAUUGGGGAAUAAAUGUUGGGUUGGGUUGAGAAUCAGAACAAGUUCUAAUCUUGGAUGCCCUUUGGGCUAUUAGGGACCAUUGAAUGUCUGGUUGCACCUUUCUUUAAAUCUUUCAGGCGAAAAUUUUAUGAAUUAGAAUAUUGGGGCUUGACUCAUUUUUAUCUCUGUGUUGAGAGAAAUACCUAACUUUUUAAAGAAAGCUUUUGGCUCUGCCAGCAUUUUUCCUGAUGUGUCUCCAGAUGAAGAUAGGAUAGCCUUCUUUCUAUUCAGGCUUCUACUUUUGUUAGGUCCUUCUACACAUAGGAUGUCAGUUCUGUCCCUAGCAUAGUCUGUAUUAAAAAAAAAAAUUUUUUUUUUAAGUUUAUUAUUUUUGAGAGAGACAGAGAGCAAGCAGGGAAGGGGCAGAGAGACAGAGACACAGAAUCGGAAGCAGGCUCCAGGCUCUGAGCUGCCCGCACAGAGCCCGACACAGGGCUCGAACUUACAGACCGCGAGAUUAUGACCUAAGCCGCAGUCAGCCGCCCAACCGACUGAGCCACCCAGGUGCCCCCAUAGUCUGUAUUUAAUGAGCAUAGGCUACCUAUGUUCUAGAAGUCUUCCAGGGAUUAUGAUAUCAUAUUCCUUCCGUUCAAAAAUUGUUAAAAGUGUGCCUAUGAGACAAGCAAAAGUUCAAACAGACCCUCCCUCAGUUCCAAUAUGUGACCUGUAUCCUAACGGUGUAUUUCCCAAAGGACAAGAAUGCGAGUACCCACCCACACAAGAUGGGCGAACAGCUGCUUGGAGAACUACAAGCGAAGAAAAGAAAGCAUUAGAUCAAGCUAGUGAAGAGAUUUGGAAUGAUUUUCGAGAAGCUGCAGAAGCACAUCGACAAGUUAGAAAAUAUGUUAUGAGCUGGAUCAAGCCUGGGAUGACAAUGAUCGAAAUCUGUGAAAAGUUGGAAGACUGUUCACGAAAGCUAAUUAAAGAGAAUGGAUUAAAUGCAGGCCUGGCAUUUCCUACUGGGUGUUCUCUAAAUAACUGUGCUGCCCAUUAUACUCCAAAUGCUGGUGACACAACAGUAUUACAGUAUGAUGACAUCUGUAAGAUAGACUUUGGAACACAUAUAAGUGGUAGGAUUAUUGACUGUGCUUUUACUGUUACUUUUAAUCCGAAAUAUGAUACAUUAUUAAAAGCUGUAAAAGAUGCCACUAACACUGGAAUAAAGUGUGCUGGAAUUGAUGUCCGUCUGUGUGAUGUUGGUGAGGCCAUCCAAGAAGUUAUGGAAUCCUAUGAGGUUGAAAUAGAUGGGAAGACAUACCAAGUGAAACCAAUCCGUAACCUAAACGGACAUUCAAUUGGGCCGUAUAGAAUACAUGCUGGGAAAACAGUGCCCAUCGUGAAAGGAGGAGAGGCUACAAGAAUGGAGGAAGGAGAAGUGUAUGCCAUUGAAACCUUUGGAAGCACAGGAAAAGGUGUUGUUCAUGAUGAUAUGGAAUGCUCACAUUAUAUGAAAAAUUUUGAUGUUGGACAUGUGCCAAUAAGGCUUCCAAGAACAAAACACUUGUUAAAUGUCAUCAAUGAAAACUUUGGCACCCUUGCCUUCUGCCGCAGAUGGCUGGAUCGCUUGGGAGAAAGUAAAUACUUGAUGGCUCUGAAGAAUCUGUGUGACUUGGGCAUUGUAGAUCCAUAUCCACCAUUAUGUGACAUUAAAGGAUCAUAUACAGCACAGUUUGAACAUACCAUACUGUUGCGUCCAACGUGUAAAGAAGUUGUCAGCAGAGGAGAUGACUAUUAAACUUAGUCCAAAGCCGCCUCAACAUCUUUUAUUUUCUAAGCUUUGUUGGAGUACAUUAUACCACAAUUAAUUUGCAACAUGUUUGUCUGUUUAACAGUGGACCUACGUAAUGCUUUUAUCCAUGUUUAAAAAGGAAGGACUUUGAUCAAAUGCAAACCAUCUAAUGUAAUUAGCCAAGGAAAAAGCUUUCAGGACUUUCAAAUGUUAACUGUUUUUCCCAUCUAGGAAAUGCUUUAAAGCUCAAAUUAGUUAGGAAUGACUUACACAUUUUUUGUUUUAAACACCUAAGAGAUGCUUUUCAGAUAUUUAUAUUGCCAUAUUCUUAAUUGAAUGCUUUGAAUGACUACAUCCAAUUCUGCACCUAUACCCUCUGGUAUUGCUUUUUAACCUUCCUGGAAUCCAUUUUCUAAAAAAUAAAGACAUUUUCAGAUCUGAGAGCUACAUUUCAAUGUCUGUGGUUAUAAUUCUGCACAGGAAAUAGCUGAACUUAACGUAGGGAAAUGUAGAGCCUUUUAUCUGGAUUGUAGACCUCUACACUGAAACUUUUCUUCUGACAUAAUGGCUAAAACAAGAUCUACACAUGCAUAAUGUGGGAAAAUCUUCACAAAUUAAUAUAAAGCUUUAGGAAUGGUUUGCCUUUGUUUUCUUUUUAGAACCAUAUUAGUCUUUGUCUUUCAUUUUUUCCCCAUGACAUUAUGAAGAUUAAUUGAAACAUGACCUAGUAGACAACAUUGUACCAACUUGAAACCUUGAUUUAGUAAAAUCUCAACAUUUAGAUCCUUUAUCCAGUGGUAGUUUUUAUCAGGAAAUGUAUUCAGCUUGCUCAAUAAACCAAAAGGGCAUUUAAGACUACAAACACUAGAACAGGAAAACUUCCCAUACUUGGAUCUUGCUAUAAUUAGAAACGUUAAAUUGAACUAUUAGGCAUUUCCAUUAAUGAAUCAAAUUCACCCUGCCCCUUGACUGGCUUGAAUUAAAAACUAGUGGCAUUUCAGUUACACUAAUUAUGGCAGCUAAGUGCGUAAGUUGAAUGUAAGAUACCUAAUAUUUACUUAUUUAAACUGAGUCCCACUACAGAUUCUUGAACAAAUUGCCUGAAUUCUUUGUAACCGAUUUGUUGGGGAUGUUCCAACACAAUUUCAAAAUUGUUUAUGUACCAAGGUAAAGCCUUAAUUUGUAUAUGCUUUAGCACAAUAAGAUUCACUGCCUCUGGGAUGCUGUUUAGUUUGUAUUUUGUUUAAUGUUUUUCUCAUAGGAAGAAAAACUGGAUUUCUGUACUUAGAUCAUUUAUUAUAUAUAUAGCAUUAGAGCUAUAAAUGUUGUCUCGUGGGGUAAAUAAUCUAGUUUUCAGUUAUAUGAGCCAUGUUUAUUAUGGUGCUAAUGUUCAAUAGCUACUUUCAGAUUAUUUUCUCCAGUUUCUGUGAUGUGCUAGUGGCAGAGCUCACAAGCUCAUGCUUAGACAUGUUAUAGGGCUUGGGCCCUCCAGCUAGUUCUCUUGGGGUUCUGAGUCCAUACUACUUUGAUGUGUUUUGGUGGGAGAUAUAAAGUAUCUCAAUUUCUAUGCUCAAGAGUUUUAUAAUUUACCCUGUGAAUGAAGAAUAUUGGAGCAUUAUAAGACCUCUCUUUAGCAGUAGGGAUCUCAAACCAGUUAUAACCUCCAAGCUCUCUUCCUAGUAACUCUUGUGAGCAGUAGCAUCGCUGCAUGCCCCUGGAAUAGCUGGAAGAAAUAUGAUCUUGUAAAUAGGAAAGCUGUCACUUAAAAACAUUGUAUUGUUUACCUACUAGCCAUGUAUCUCUUGAAAUCAUUUUGUUAUGUUUACAAUGAUGUACCUUAUUAGUAACAAAUUAUUAGUUGAUGUUUAACAAAUAGUGCCUUUAGUAAAUUAUUUUACAACCAAAACACGUUGUUUUUUGUUAGAUCAACUUAGCCGAAUGUAGAAGUCUACACUAAGAUGUACAGUAAGAAAUUUAAGUUUCUGUUCAUUGGCUAGGUUUUGGUUUUGUAAAUUUAAUACAUCUUUUUAUAUCCAUUUUAGGUUUGUAGCAAAAUUGAGCAUCAAGUACAGGGUUCCCAUAUACCCCCUUGACCUCACACACAUAGUCUUCCGCCUAGGUUUUAGUUUUGAGGGAUUAAAAAGUAAAAGGCUCGGGGCGCCUGGGUGGCUCAGUCGGUUGAGCGUCUGACUUCAGCUCAGGUCAUGAUCUCACAGUCUGAGUUCGAGCCCCACGUCGGGCUCUGUGCUGACAGCCCAGAGCCCGGAGCCUUUUUCAGAUUCUGUGUCUCCAUCUCUCUGAACCUCCCCUGUUCAUGCUCUCUCUGUCUC
Messenger RNA from Panthera uncia (snow leopard), 4664 nucleotides. RefSeq names its product methionyl aminopeptidase 2 (gene METAP2). The coding region runs from base 1132 to 2340 and encodes 402 amino acids. NCBI's taxonomy places the organism in Eukaryota, Metazoa, Chordata, Mammalia, Carnivora, Felidae. Gene Ontology annotation, biological process: proteolysis. Gene Ontology annotation, molecular function: metalloaminopeptidase activity. The transcript has 9 exons. The record is from RefSeq and is a predicted model, not a curated record.